Messenger RNA from Peronospora matthiolae, 1314 nucleotides. The record is from the annotation of a GenBank genome assembly. NCBI's taxonomy places the organism in Eukaryota, Oomycota, Peronosporomycetes, Peronosporales, Peronosporaceae.
AUGUCGUCGCGCGCUCGCGAGUUCCCCACGUUCGAGCCCUCGUCGUCCCGCCGCAUCUUCGCGCGCUCCGACAGCAGCAGCAGCAGCACCCUGUUCUCCAGCAGCUUUGGCCGCGCGCCCGCGCACUUGACGCCGUCCCCGCGCACGCGCUCGUACUUCAGUUCCAGCGGCGUCACGUGCCGCUCGACGUUCGAGUCCUCGAGCUCCACCGACGUCCAGGAAGAAGACCAGGCGCUGCUCACGCUGGCGGCCACGGCCUGUGCCCAGGUGGAGCACGCGCGGUCCACCUUUGGCCGCACGAGUGGCUGGAAAGAGCGCAAAGAAGGGGCGGGCGUGCGCGUCUUCGAGCGCAAGACCAGACCUGAGACCUUCGACGUGGCCGCGUCCACCGCGUUGACCUGCAGCGCCACGGAGAUCCUCAACCUGCUCUCGAGUCGCCAUAGCGACGACUUUAACGCGACGAUGGUGGCGCUCGCGGGCGACGCGUUCGCCUACGCUGUGACGCUGCGGGAAGUGCCGACGACGUCCGCGACGAUGCACUUGUCGAUCAAGCGCGUCACGUUCUCGGGGGCCAUGCCGCUCGUGUGCAGUGCCAAGACGAUCGAGUUUCUCGACUAUGUCGAGGUGGACGCGAAGACGCGGACAGCGAUCCGCACGUUCCAUACACUCACACGCGACCAGACCGGUCGACUGUUGCUGGGAGGGGACGUCAUUGCCGGGUAUGUGCUGAGUGAGGAGAUGAAGCUCCACCAGACGUCGGUGUUUUACUUUGGCACCCACACGAUGAUGUCGUGUGCUGCAGUGCUGAAGGCCAAGGGCAUUGUAAAGGCCAAGCUGAAAGCUGCAACGGGACGAGAAGCGACGGCCCAGGCGCUGUUGAAGCUCGCAAGGGCGAUCCCGAAGAUUGGGGAGAUUACGAUCCGGAGACGGUUGGGGGCAGUAGACACGACGGAUCCGGCUGAUAGUAUCGCGGAUGGCAGUUGUUCGGGCUGCGGGAAGCUCGUGAAAGUGUCGCUGUUGCGGAAGAAGCACGUGUGCUACAUGUGCAGUCAUCACGUCUGCGGCUCGUGCUCCAAGUCGCAGGAUGUCGAGACGCUGAUUGGCGUCAUUGAACGCGCGCGGGUUUGCUGCAUGUGCAUUGCCGCUGCACGGCACCGCGCGUUUGAGACGCUCGACCAGCUCGAAGACAGACCCGUGUAUUUGCUGCGACCAAGCACCAUCAGUGUCUUGAGUGCGACCUCAACGAGUGCCGCGACGUCUGUGGACUCGACAGGUUCGCAAUCGCGUCGAUUGCCUGCAAGUGCACGAGGAUGA